This is a messenger RNA of Cephus cinctus (wheat stem sawfly), 2644 nucleotides long. RefSeq names its product probable ATP-dependent RNA helicase DDX23. Gene Ontology annotation, biological process: mRNA splicing, via spliceosome. Lineage: Eukaryota; Metazoa; Arthropoda; Insecta; Hymenoptera; Cephidae. Bases 284 to 2644 code for a protein of 786 amino acids. Gene Ontology annotation, molecular function: RNA binding; ATP binding; RNA helicase activity. The record is from RefSeq and is a predicted model, not a curated record. The transcript is spliced from 9 exons. Gene Ontology annotation, cellular component: catalytic step 2 spliceosome.
GUGAAGGCCUUAAGAACGUGGUUUCCGCUCUUUAUCAACGGAACCCAGCAGCAAGGAACAUCGAGUGGAAUUUUCAAGUAUCCCGCGGAAUUAGGCGCUCGGAGCGUUACAUAAAUUCCUGAUUGAUGCCAUCUAUGUAAAGAAGAAGAAGAAGAGGAAGAAGAACUGAGUUCGUCACAGCACAGGACUCACGCGCCAGCCCACCUCUCGCGUAGUGUAUUGUUAUAUGUCUGAUACAUCUCGUUGGAGCAAGCAGCCAUAAGGAAAGGAAGGAAGGAUAACGAUGGUUCAUGACAAAAAACCUGGAAGGCGAAGCAGAUCUCGGGAGAGAGAUCGUGACCGAGAACGAGAUCGUGAGCGUAGAGAUCGGAGACGCUCUAGAAGUAGAUCAAAGGAUCGUAAGAAAGAUAGAAAACGUUCCCGAUCAAGAGAACGUUCUCGUGAAAGGGACAGGUCACGUGAUUACGAUCCAGAUAGAUCAAAAGAGAGGAGGGAUACCAAGGAUAAAUUAAAAGAUGAAAAAAAACCGAAAUCAAAUCCUAUAUUUGUGAUAGAUGAUGAAAGCAAAAAAGAAUCAAAAGUUGAAUCAAAAAAAGAGGAACAGGAAUAUAGGGAGAAUUUGAAAAAUUCGAAAAAAGAGCCAUUGAGUUUGGAAGAAUUAUUAGCUAAAAAAAAAGCUGAAGAAGAAGCAAGAGCAAAGCCAAAAUUCCUAACUAAAGAAGAACGUAUUGCCUUAGCGUUGCAAAAACGACAACAGAUAGUAGAUAAUAUCAGGAAGCAGCAGGAACAAGACCGAAAAUUCAAUAUUCAAGUUGAAGGUUCUACCUUUCCUAAGGAACCACGAGAAUGGGAUGAAAGAGACAGACGUCGAGAAGGACAGCGACAAAGAGAAGAAGAAAAAGACAAAGAUAAAGAAAAGGAAGUUGAAGCAAUUAAGGAGCGCUACUUAGGUCUAAUUAAAAAGAAGCGCAGAGUGAGGAGAUUAAACGACAGAAAAUUUGUUUUUGACUGGGACACCUCAGAAGAUACUUCUGUGGACUACAAUAGUAUCUACAAAGAAAGACAUCAGGUUCAAUUUUUUGGAAGAGGAAACCUAGCUGGUAUAGAUAUUAAAGCACAAAAACGAGAUCAAAGUAAAUUUUAUGGAGAACUCUUAGAAAAAAGAAGAACGGAGGCUGAAAAGGAACAGGAAAAAAUGCGUUUGAAGAAAGUCAAGCGGAAAGAGGAAAAACAGAAGUGGGAUGAUCGUCACUGGUCGGAGAAAGGAUUGGGUGAAAUGACAGAACGAGAUUGGCGUAUUUUUAGAGAAGAUUAUAAUAUAACUAUAAAGGGUGGUCGCAUUCCAGAUCCUAUUAGAUCUUGGAAGGAGUCCGGGUUUCCCAAGGAAAUUUUAGAUAUUAUUGAUAAAGUUGGGUAUAAAGAUCUGACCCCUAUACAGAGACAAGCAAUUCCUAUUGGUUUACAAAAUCGUGAUAUUAUCGGUGUAGCAGAAACUGGUUCAGGCAAAACAUUAGCCUUCUUAAUUCCGCUUCUAUUGUGGAUUACCAGUUUACCAAAAAUCGAACGUUUAGAAGAAGCCGACCAGGGUCCUUACAGUAUAAUACUAGCACCAACACGUGAGUUGGCUCAACAAAUUGAGGAGGAAACCAAUAAAUUUGGCCAACCUCUGGGUAUCAGAACCGUUGUUGUGGUUGGUGGUCUUUCUAGAGAAGAACAAGGAUUUAGGUUGAGAAUGGGUUGCGAAAUUGUAAUAGCUACACCUGGAAGAUUAAUAGAUGUCCUAGAAAAUAGAUAUUUGGUACUUAAUCAGUGUACGUAUAUUGUCCUCGACGAAGCCGACAGAAUGAUAGAUAUGGGAUUUGAGCCUGAUGUACAAAAGAUUCUAGAAUAUAUGCCAGUUACAAAUCUAAAGCCUGACAAUGAAGAUGCUGAAAAUGAAGAGAAGCUCCUUGCUAAUUACAAUACAAAAAAAAAAUACCGACAGACAGUAAUGUUCACAGCAACUAUGCCUCCCGCAGUUGAACGACUCGCCAGAACCUAUUUGAGAAGACCUGCUGUAGUGUACAUUGGUUCUGUUGGUAAACCAACAGAACGUACAGAACAAAUCGUACAUAUUAUGGGAGAAGCGGAUAAGCGACGUAAACUUAUGGAAAUUCUUAGUAGAGGAGUGGAACCACCUGUUAUUAUUUUCGUUAAUCAAAAGAAGGGCGCUGACGUACUUGCUAGAGGAUUAGAGAAAUUGGGAUACAAUGCUUGCACUCUUCAUGGUGGUAAAGGCCAAGAACAAAGAGAGUACGCUUUAGCAUCAUUAAAGAGUGGCUCUAAGGAUAUUCUUGUUGCAACUGAUGUGGCGGGACGUGGUAUCGAUAUCAAGGAUGUCUCUAUGGUUAUCAAUUACGAUAUGGCUAAGACUAUUGAAGAUUACACUCAUCGUAUUGGUCGAACUGGACGCGCCGGCAAAGCUGGUCUUGCUAUUUCUUUCUGUACGAAGGACGAUAGCCAUCUAUUCUAUGAUUUAAAGCAAACGAUACUUUCUAGUCCAAUUUCUACAUGUCCUCCAGAGUUACUCAAUCAUCCAGAUGCACAGCAUAAACCAGGAACUGUCGUUACAAAGAAACGUCGUGAAGAGAAAAUAUUCGCUUAG